GUGGGACCCCACAGGUCUGCAGGUGGGGUUACCACAUGUGGGACUAAAGGGACAUCCUGGUCUCCAUAAGCCUGACAGUGGUGGGAUUCUGCACCAUGCUGUCCACCAAGAGGCAUGGUACCAGCAUCCUGACCAUAAAGGAAAUCUUAGAAAAUGGGUUUGUGGCCGGGGCCUCCAGCCAUGCCCAUUCUUCUCCUGUCCGUACUUAUUACAUGGACUCUAGCAGCACCUCCAAACCAGACACCUGGGAGCUUCUCCUGGACUUGGACAAUGCAACAAAAGGCAGUUCUCUGUGUGUUGUCAAGCAGUCGGAGUCUCUGAGCAGCUGUGUGAAGACCGACCUGCACAGCCUGACCCAGGGCAUCUCUGACCUCAGUCUUGUCUGCUUCUGCAAGACCCACCACAGUCAGGCCACCUUAGACCUGUCCGGUUUGCCUUGUGAGCACCCCAGCAGAGCUGGCUGCCUGAUGGACGUGGUGUCGCAGAACACCUCAACGCCUUGCAAGAAAGAAAAGCACCCCAAACCGCUGGAGAGCCUGCUCUCCAAGAGCACUGAGCUCGUCAGCGACCUCUCAACCCUUGGGAAGACACCAGCACCCAGAUGGGAGAUCUCGGCAAUAAAAGACCCCCUGGAUACCAGCCUGUCCCUUGAUGUGAGCACUGAGGAGCUGAGGUUACUGGGAUGCUCCAAACCAGACACACCAUCCCUGGAGACCUCUGUAGUAAUUCCUCUGGCUUGGCCUGGAGCCUUCAAGAGGCACCCUACGCUUAUCCGCAGGUCUGCCACCCCCGAGACCCAGCUGAACGAUCUUGACCCCGUCCCUGUGUUUCUGCAUCAGGCUCUGUGACGCUGCUGCCCUGGCUCCACGCCGGAGUCACACCGAAGCGCGGUGGGCUGCGGGGUGCCGGCCUGGGGACCUUCUGUGCCGCAGAGGAGCGUGGUGUGCAGAGCUGCCACCCACGCUGCAGCAGAAGAUGAAGCCCUCCUGCCCUGCCCUGUGCCAGGGGCUUGCUUGCUGACGGCACCACCUGGCAAAAGGUUAAAUCUUCCAGCCUGGGGUGACUCAAACGGCAAACUGCUUGGGGCACUGCUGGGUGGAGGAAGCUUAGCCUGUUGAUGGCAGCCCCCGACAGCUAGCACCAGUUAAGCAGCAGCCCUACUGGCUCCCCCCUCCUCCCUGAUCGCUGUCUUUUGUAUUAAUGUAAUAAAGAUACAAAUUUCACUGUGCGCGUGGUCUCUGAUGCUGACUGCCCGCCCGGCCUGCGG
Molecule: messenger RNA, 1267 nt
Organism: Gymnogyps californianus (California condor)
Lineage: Eukaryota; Metazoa; Chordata; Aves; Accipitriformes; Cathartidae
Exons: 2
Coding region: 96-848 (250 amino acids)
Source: RefSeq, a predicted model, not a curated record